CGCGUGCACAGGACCACGCCCUCCCUGCUCCAUCUUCCCAUCGCUCGCUCCUCAAGUUCCUAGCGCCCAGCUGAAUUCCCCUGCGCGCGCCCUAUCUUCCACCAUGUGCCCUGCUCGCCCAUGGCGCCAGCCACAGCUCGGAGCUCCCUCUGCAUCCCCAGGCCUGCGCCUGCUGCUUGCCCCAGCUUGGAGCUCGCUCGACCUCCAGCUCCGGCGCCCGGCUGAGCUCCCUGGCUGCCGCGCCCUGCUCUCUUUUGCUGCUCACCGGUGCUCCAGCUCGCGGCGCCCCUGCUUUUCUCUCUCCUCCUCUACUCCCGCCAUGGCGCGCGUCUCUGCUCCCUCCCCCACGGCGUGCCCCUCAAGCUCGUCCAGGCCGCGACCUCGUCGUGGACCUUCCUCGCCGGCGCUCCUCCCUGCUCAGCUCUCCAGCGCGCGCCCCAUCUCGCUGCGCUCGGCCCCCAGCUCGGUCUUCCUCGGUCGCGCUCGCUCUGGUCGUGGACACCGUCGAGCUCAGGGCCCUGCUCGCCGUAUGUCCACGCAUCAUGCGUGGAGCAAUGGGGGAAAUCUAUAGCCUAACAGCUUGUUCGCUGCGGCUUGCUGCGGCUGCAAUCCGGCUGCGGCUGCGGCUUCUACAGUAUUUUUCUCUCUAUGGAUUGCAGCUGCAGCAGUCCAAACAGCUGCAACAGUGUCGGCUUGCAGCCUGCCGAACACGCCCUAAGCCUUGGUCAAUGUCUGUGUGGAUUUGGGAAAGAAGACGGAGAUAUGGUUGUAGAAGACAGUGAAGUCGGCUUGUGUCGCACGUCUGGUGCUCGACGAAAAGCUCAAACAUGAGACCGUCAUCGAUUCGGUUGUCGUCCAUCUCACCAACAUAUUUUAUCCGUCGUGGUUUAGCUCGCCAUGGGCCUGCUCAUUGUCCCUAUUUUGCCUUCCCCAAGAAGCCACGUGGAUGGCCUUGCCCUCGCCAUCAUCGUUCGGUCACCUCGCCUUAAUGCCAGCCCCUAUAUGAUGCCUCCGACUUGUGUUCACGCCGACAAAAGAAUCCCAAGAGGAUGUGGAGAAGCAAGCCCCUGGUCGAUGCCCCCAAGUGCUCAGCGAAAGGCCUGAACAAGGAUCAUCGUCAUUUUUGCGAAGUUCUAGUACUAUGGAGAGAUUCCAAGAAUUGUGGAUUGAGGAGAAAGUGAAGCUCAGUUCAAUACUCGUCUGGUGUUUGAUCGAAGACUUCAAUCGGAGACUGUCGUCGUUCUCGCAAAUAUUGAGUCAAGUUAAUUAUGGUGAGCCGAUUCAGUAUUUUUACUAUUGAUUUUAUGAUCGGGAAAUAAGACGCUUAGUUUGCGUAUGAAGUUUAAGUUAGAAAUACCAGUGAUGCGAGGUGUGCUUCGAUGAGUUUAGUUGCCGAGUAUAUUCGAACUAGUUCUAUUUUGCAGAGUGUAGUGUCUCGGUGACGCGUAGGUUAAGUUUAGUAUUUUAAGCAAUUAUCGAUAAGUCUGUCGAUGCUAAUUGUGUUCAGUGCGCGUAUGAUGAAAUCGAUGUCCUGUGCUAGUAGUUAGUAUCAUCUAUGUUUGUGAUCGAUAAUGUUGGAGUCGGAUAUUGAUUAGUUAGAUUGAUAGCUAUGAAUAAAUAGUUGUUAUCUG
This is a messenger RNA of Zea mays, 1631 nucleotides long. RefSeq lists its product as uncharacterized. The record is from RefSeq and is marked predicted. The coding region runs from base 104 to 571 and encodes 155 amino acids. NCBI's taxonomy places the organism in Eukaryota, Viridiplantae, Streptophyta, Magnoliopsida, Poales, Poaceae. The transcript has a single exon.